This is a messenger RNA of Aphanomyces astaci, 12724 nucleotides long. RefSeq lists its product as hypothetical. Gene Ontology annotation, molecular function: minus-end-directed microtubule motor activity; dynein light intermediate chain binding; ATP binding. The transcript has 8 exons. Bases 60 to 12596 code for a protein of 4178 amino acids. The record is from RefSeq and is a predicted model, not a curated record. Gene Ontology annotation, cellular component: dynein complex. Gene Ontology annotation, biological process: microtubule-based movement. NCBI's taxonomy places the organism in Eukaryota, Oomycota, Saprolegniomycetes, Saprolegniales, Verrucalvaceae.
CUGCUCUGCGCCAUAUCCGCCGAGUCCUCUCGCCCUGCCGAUAGCGCUUCCCGGUCGACAUGGAGGCCAAGAAGGGUCCCAAGAAGAAAUCGCUCAAGGGCGGAGGCAAGCACUCGUCUGUGAGUUCGAUCCACAGUGUCAUGGAACAGCUAGAUCAGUACGAAAAGAGUGUGUUGGAUCGUACGAGGAAGUCGGACGUGACGAUUCCAGUCGUGGGUGGCAGCACCGCCAUGUCGCCUUCUCGGUCGCGGCAAAAACUGAUCAAAGAAUCCCAUUCCAAGUCAGAUCUGGCUGCCAUACCUCCCACAAAUCAGCACAUACAUACGCAUAGCCAGCAUCCUCCCACCACGCCAACGUCCCUCAAGGCGUUGGACCUUGUCCAGUUCCUCGAACAGAACGUUCCACACAACACCAUCACCGACCAAAAGCCAUUCACACGCAGCUACUUGCCGCUGCGACUCUUCUCCGACACCUCCGACGUGGCCGCCCAGGACUGGGUACGCAAAGGACCGAAAAAGGCCGUGGGAUUGAGCGUGAAUGAAGAGACGGGUGUCGUGGGCAACUGGUCCUACUGCACCGUCACCUCGUUCGACAUGCAGCACGACAUGUUUGUCGUGUCGUGGAUGGCGGGGGCUCGCGUUGGACCUCCGCUCGUUCCCCGAGUUUAUUUAUGCUUUGACGUCGAGUCUCGCCAAGGAUUUGUGGACCGCCUCCUCGAAUGCGUCGAUCGCCGGCGAGAAUCCGAAGCGCGACUGAGGUUCUCCCUCUACGUCGAGAGCAUGCCCAACGACGUGGAAGCGCAACUCGACUCGGACCGCGUCAACAGCAUCUUGUCGUACGCGCUGUCGUCGUCGAGGCUGUCCACGAACGCCCGGACGGCGCAACUGCUCGAAGAAGUGAACGAAGCGUACAUGCGCACCAUGAACGCGCUGAUUUUGGAAACCAACUUGGCCGACGUGCAGCGUGAGUUCCCCAUGUUGUUGUACCCCACGCGUCACGUACCUCGCCCUCCUCCCGACUGCGGCGUCGUGCCCGUGGCGCCGUACGACUACAACGACCGGUUCGUCCGUGCCACGACGGACACGUUCUUGAGCUCGCUGCCGGCGAUCCGCGCGCUUCUGGACGUCCGGCAGUUCUCCAACAACAUCAUGGGCCAGACAUUGAUGAAGACGGAGCAGGCCGUGGACUCGACGGACGGCGCUCGGUCGGUCGUGGUGACGGACUUUGUGGCGACGCAGAACCAAGUGAACCAGAACGCGAUGCGGUUUCUACGGGACAAUUGGACGCGCGCGGCCGCGAAAGCGAUCCAGGCACACAUGGGGGGGGCGGACAUGAGUGGCAGCGUGCGUUAUAACUUGGCCGAAAGCCACCGCAACCUGUACGAGGAUACGCCGCUCCAGCGCAUUCUCCGCCGAGUGAACUUUAUGGCCCAAGAGUCGCUACGGAAUUUGAUCUUCUCCACGUUUCACGCGUACGCCACGUUUAUCGAAAACAUGAGCGCCAAGACCGUGGUGGUCCGGGACACGAACGACGUGGACGUGGUGUGCUCGGAGGAAACGCUCAAGACAUGCAACAACUACACGCCGCUGUUCAAGGUGGACGUGGUCGUGUCGGCCGACGUGAAGGUGCUCAACCAAGACGCGAUCGCUGACCGACAAGCCAAGAUACAGGCGUGGCUGGACGAGAACAAGGACGACGGCGACAAGUGCCCGCUGGAACCGAUCGACGCGGUCGACGGACACGAUUUUGAGUACGCGACGCCGCCGUCGGCGUUCCUCGAAGCGGCGAGCUCGCAAUUCGAAACGGUGCUGGCCCGGGUUAAAGCACUCGAGUUGAUUGAGCGAUUGGUGAUGGACCGGUUGUUUUGGCCUCAUCAAGACUGCAUCCCUUGCAUCGACUUGAACGAGGAGUGGGUGCAGCAGCUCUUGGCGCAUGUACACACCUGCUUGAGCGACGCUUUGGUGCCCAUGGACGCGUUCCACCGCAUGCUCAGCAAGUACGUGCCGCUGCUCAACUUAAACGUGGCCGACUACUUGGGGGGGAUGGUCAAGGCCCCCGAAGCCAAGUCGAAAGAAGACGACACCGCCGACGCCGCUGAAGUGGACGUGACACCCCCCAUGGAACUCAACGAACUGCGCCGCGUGAUUCAAAAGCAUCGCGAUGCCGAGCGCACAAUCCUGGACAACAUCCCAGCUCAACCGGUGAACCUCGGCAUUGUGUCGGUGGACUUGUCCAACGUGCGCACGAUCUUGGCCAAGAAACACAGUGAAAUCUACACCAAGUUGCUCGAGACCCAAGUCAGCUAUUGCUACCGCCUCUCGACCAAACUCACUGGCAACUUUGAAGAGAUCAACGCCAACUUGGCCGUGACGCCCAAGGACGUCGAAGGGUUGACGCAAUUGCAAGAUUAUAUUGCGGGCGUCCCCGCGGCGAUCCAACCGCUCCAGGAAGAAAUCCGGCUCAUGCUGGGCAACAACGACUUGGUGGAUGAGUUUCAGUUCAUGGUGUCAGACGACCACUUGAGACUAAAGUGGAACGUACUGGGAUGGCCCAACCGCAUCGCUACGCAGAGCGCCCGGUUCAAAUGGGCACUAGAGGAGCGCAAGGUCAAGUUCGCCAAGCAGAUGGAAGCCGAGCAAGAUCGGUUUGAAAAGACGCUAAGUUCGCUCGUGGAAGAAGUCGAUGCGUUUUCCCGGUACGACAACUUGAGCCACGUUGAGGACAUUGCGCAUCAUGCGAUGGCGGUACAGAAGAAGCUGGACCAGGCGACGCAGGACGCCGUCGUGUUCAAUUCUCGGGAAACGCUAUUUGGCAAGGAAGUGACUGCUUACGACAUGCUGGCAGUGGCCAAGAAGAACUUUGAGCCGUACAACCUCCUCUGGGCGUCAUCGUACAAUUGGAUUCAGUCGCGGAAGCAGUGGACCCAAGGCAGCUUCACGGACGUGAACGCCGAAGAAAUCGAAAAAUCUGUCGACACGUACAGCACGUCGAUCCAAAAAGCGACCAAGUUCUUCGCAAACAGCGGCAACGACGUAUGUGCCAAGAUUGCUGAGACCAUCAAGGAGCAAAUCAACGUGUUCAAGCCGUACGUGCCGCUGAUUGUGGCCCUGCGGAACCCGGGCAUGCGGCCACGUCAUUGGAAUGAACUCAGUCGCGUGUUGGGGUUCACGCUCGAGCUGGACGAAAGUUUCACCCUGAACUCGAUCUUUCGACUGAAUUUGCUCGACCAAAUCGACGACAUUGUCAAAGUGAGCGAGGCGGCGGGGCGCGAGUACCAGAUCGACGUGGCGUUGGCCGCCAUGAAGAAGCAGUGGGACGCCAUCGACCUGCAGAUCAUUUCGUAUCGAGAAACUGGCACGUACAUUAUCAAAGGCGUCGACGAAAUUCAAAUGGUGCUGGACGAGCACAUUACAAUGACACAGGCGAUGAUGUUUUCAUCGUUCAAAGGGCCGUUCGAAGAACAGAUCACCGAGUGGAAUGCGACGCUGCAACUGGUGAGCGAAGUGCUCGAGGAGUGGCUGGCGGUGCAGCGGUCGUGGCUGUACUUGCAGCCUAUCUUUGAAUCGCCAGACAUCAACAAACAGCUGCCCCUCGAAGGCAAGCGUUUUGCAUCCGUGGACAAAAACUGGCGGCAAACGCUCAGCUCGGGCAAGACCAAGCCGCGGGCAGUGGACUUUUGCAAUUCGCAAAAGCUGCUGGAAAAGUUCAAAGAAAGCAAUAUCUUCUUGGACAUGGUGCAAAAGGGACUGAGCGACUACUUGGAGGUGAAGCGGUCGAGUUUUGCCCGGUUUUACUUUUUGUCCAACGACGAGUUGCUGUCGAUCUUGUCCGAGUCGAAAGAUGUCAAGUUGGUCCAGCCGCACUUGAAAAAGUGCUUUGAAGGGAUCGUCAAAGUCGAGUUCCAGGACGACUUGACGAUCACGGCCAUGAUCUCGGCCGAAGGCGAACAAGUGAAAAUGCACGAACCCAUCGACCCGAACGGCAAGAACGUCGAGUUUUGGAUGCUUGAGGUGGAAAACAUGAUGCGCACGUCCAUUCGAGACAUUAUGCACCAAGCCAUCAUCGACUACGUCCGUGUGGACCGGUCCAAGUGGGUCCAAAAGUGGCCCGGGAUGUGUGUGUUGAAUGCUAGUCAAAUGCACUGGACGCGGGAAAUGGAGGAAGCGAUGGACCAAAGCGGCGCGGACGGCGUCAAGGCCAUGCUGCAGCGCCAACUGGGCCAAUUGGCCGACAUGGUCAAAAUGGUGCGAGGCAACCUCGAUAAAAUGACUCGCAUCACCAUGGGCGCGCUCACCGUCAUCGACGUGCACGCGCGCGACGUGACCAAGAAACUUGUGGCCAAUAACGUGCAGGCCAAAGCCGACUUUUUGUGGAGCUCACAGCUCAAGUACUACUGGGACAACGACCUGUUUGCGCAGAUGGUCACGUCGAGGCGCCCAUACGGGUACGAAUAUUUGGGCAAUUCGUUCCGGCUCGUGAUCACCCCCCUCACGGACAAGUGCUACUUGACGCUCAUGGGGGCGUUGCAAAUGAUCUUGGGGGGGGCCCCCGCCGGGCCAGCCGGCACGGGCAAGACCGAAACGACCAAGGAUCUCGCCAAGGCACUUGCCAAGCAAUGCGUUGUGUUCAACUGCUCGGAUGGGCUGGAUUUCAUUGCGAUGGGCAAAUUUUUCAAAGGUCUGGCCUCGUGCGGCGCGUGGGCGUGCUUUGACGAGUUCAAUCGCAUCGACAUUGAAGUGCUCAGUGUGGUGGGGCAGCAAGUGAUGACGCUGCAGCUCGGCAUCCGACGCGGCGACCAGCGCAUUAUCUUUGAGGACUCGGACAUCAAGCUCAGCGACCAGUUCGGCGUGUUUAUCACGAUGAACCCGGGGUACGCCGGCCGAUCGGAGCUGCCCGACAGUUUGGCGGCGCUCUUCCGACCGGUGGCCAUGAUGGUGCCAGACUACGCUUUGAUUGGGGAAAUCAUGUUUUUCGCGUACGGGUUUGCGGAUGCCCAUGCAUUGGGCGCGAAAAUGGUCACCACGUUCAAGCUGUGUUCGGAGCAGUUGUCGUCGCAGAGUCACUACGAUUACGGCAUGCGUGCCGUGAAAACGGUGAUUACUGCCGCGGGGAACCUCAAGCGGUCGGACCCAGACAUGGACGAAGACGUGCUCCUCCUUCGCGCACUGCAAGACGUGAAUUUGCCCAAGUUCUUGGCACACGACAUCCCAUUGUUCAACGGCAUCAUCUCGGACCUAUUUUUAGGAAAGUGUCGCCCGGCCAUUGACUUGGGAGCUCUGAUUUCUGUGAUUAAACUUAAGACGCAGCACAUGGGGCUGCAGCCGGUGCCGUACUUUUUGACCAAGUGCAUUCAACUGUACGAAACUAUCGUGGUGCGACAUGGGUUGAUGGUUGUGGGGGCUACGGGAGGCGGCAAGUCGGCUAACAUUGACGUGCUGGCGGAGGCAUUGGGGGAGCUGAAAAACCGAGGCGAAUCGGGGUUUGCCUAUGAAAAAGUCGUCAAGUACCAGCUCAACCCCAAGUCGAUCACGAUGGGCCAGUUGUACGGGGAAUUCGAUGCCAACACUCACGAAUGGCAGGAUGGCAUCUUGAGCACGCUGUAUCGCGUGGCGGCCUCCUGCACCAAGGCGGACCGCAAGUGGAUCAUCUUUGACGGACCGGUGGACGCCAUCUGGAUUGAAAACAUGAACACUGUGUUGGACGACAACAAGAAGCUGUGUUUGAACUCUGGCGAGAUGCUUCAGAUGAGCUAUCAAAUGACCAUGAUGUUCGAAGUGGAGGACUUGUCCGUGGCGUCACCGGCCACCGUGAGCCGCACGGGUAUGGUGUACAUGGAGCCGAGCACUUUGGGGCUGCAGCCGUUGGUCACGAGCUGGCUGGAAACGUUCCCAAAGCUUCUGCAGCCCCACGCCAUCUCGUUCUUGAAGCUGUUCGACGUGUACUUGUACUCGUCUGUCGCAUUCAUGCGGUCGUACCUUGUGGAACUGGUCCCGACUAUCGACAACAACCUGUGCCAGAGCCUCAUGAGCAUCCUCAACUGCUUUCUGUCGCCGUACUUCGCCGCCGAACCCGCGACCCCCGAUGCCGCCUUCAAGCAAGACAUCGAGCCCAUCUUUGUGUUUGCGUUGGUAUGGUCUGUGGGGGCCACGACCAACGACCAGGGGCGAAGUCGUUUUGACGCGUACUUGCGGUUGCAAAUGCUCAGCAACAACAUGAACCCAGCUGUCCCGCUCAAAGGUCUCGUGUACGACUACGCGUACUCGAUGAAGGAGCACAAGUGGGUGUCAUGGAUGGACACAAUCGCCCCGUACAGGGUGCCCGCCCAGAUCUCAUUUGCCGAAAUUGUCGUGCCCACAUCAGACAGCGUGCGCAACACGUUUCUCCUGGAUCAGCUGAUUAAGAUUGAAAAGCAUGUGCUUAUGGUGGGCGCCACGGGGACCGGCAAGACGGUCAACAUCUCGCGCUUCCUCGCGUCACUGAACGCGGAUUACAUGCCCAUCGCCAUGACGUUCAGUGCCCAGACCAGCGCCAACCAGACCCAAGACUUGCUCGACAGCAAGAUGGAAAAGCGUCGCAAAGGGGUGUUCGGGCCCCCCGCGGGCAAAAAGUUUGUCGUGUACGUGGACGACCUCAACAUGCCCAAGCGCGAAAAGUACUUUGCCCAGCCGCCGCUCGAGCUCAUCCGCCAGUGGUUUGACCAGGGCGGGUGGUACGACCGGAAGCUGCUGCAAUUCCGGAGCAUCAUCGACGUGCUGUACGUGGCGUCGAUGGGCCCCCCGGGGGGCGGUCGCAACCCCAUCACGAUGCGGUUGCUUCGGCACUUCAACGUCGUGUGCUACGCCGAGCUGAACGACGAGAACAAGGCGAUCAUCUUUAGCACGAUUCUGUCGAGCUUUCUAGCGUCGUUCGCCCCAGAUGUGCAGAAACUAGACAAGGACUGUGUCCAAGCGUCUAUCCAUGUAUACAAUACGAUCUGUCGAGAGCUGCUCCCGACCCCCGCCAAGAGCCACUACACCUUCAACCUGCGAGACCUCGCCAAGAUCUUCCAGGGGUGCUUGAUGUGCGACGCCCGCAAGAUCCAGGACGGCGUCGGGUUCAUGCGGCUGUGGGUGCACGAGUGCAAGCGCGUAUUUGAGGACCGCAUGGUGUCCCAGGACGACCACCAGUGGUUUACCGACUUGCUUCGGUCGACUACUCAGUCGUAUUUCAAGACGGACUAUCCAACGAUUGUGCAAACCCCGUACUUGAUGUAUGGAGACUACUUGGUGCCGGGGGCAGACCCCAAGAUCUACGAAGAGAUUGUCGACGUGACCAAGUUGUUGCCGAUCAUCGAAGAGUACUUGAUGGACCACAACGCCGAGAGCAAGACGCCGAUGCCGCUCGUGUUGUUUAUCGAUGCCGUCGAGCACGUGUCUCGCAUUUCCCGGAUCAUUCGUCAACCGCUGGGCAACGCGUUGUUGCUGGGGGUGGGGGGCAGCGGCCGCCAAAGCUUGACCAAACUGGCAACGUUCAUGGCAGGGUACACGUGUUUCCAGGUGGAGAUUGUCAAGGGGUACGGCAUGGUGGAGUGGCGCGACGACGUCAAGCGGUGUCUGCUCCUCGCGGGGCUCAAGGACAGCCCCGUGGUAUUUCUCUUUUCCGACGUCCAGGUCGUCAACGAAACCAUGUUGGAAGAUCUCAACGGCGUGCUCAACUCGGGGUCGGUUCCGAAUCUGUACGGCCCCGAAGACAUGGACCAAAUCGUGAACGCGUGCAAGAUUGAUUGCCAAAAGAAGCAAAUUCCACCAACCAAAACCAACAUCUUUUCACAGUACAUUGUCCGCGUACGCAAGAACAUCCACUUGGUGAUUUGCAUGAGUCCGAUCGGCAAUGCCUUUCGAGACCGCCUGCGCAUGUUUCCAUCGCUCGUCAACUGCUGCACCAUCGACUGGUUCAGCGAAUGGCCCGCGGAAGCGCUCAAUUCGGUGGCCACGGCCAUCUUGAGCGAUGGGAAUCUCAAGCUCGGGGACGCCGACCAGAUGCAGCACCUGGUCGAAGUGAUCAAGUCUAUCCACCAGAGCGUCGAAGCCAAGUCCAAGGAGUACUUUUCCAUCCUCCGGCGGUACUUUUACGUGACCCCCACGAGCUACCUCGAGCUCCUCUCGACGUUCAAGACUGUGCUCGUGUCCAAACGCGAAGAAGUCAACACGAUGAAGUUCCGCCUCCAGAACGGCGUGGACAAGCUCAGCGAAACCAAAGUGAUUGUUGCGACGAUGCAAAACGACUUGGUCGAGUUGCAGCCCGUGCUCGCCGCCACUCAGAUUGAAGUCGAGCAAAUGAUGAUCCAAAUUACCAAAGACCGCGCGGACGCCGACGUGACCAAGGCCGUGGUCGAAAAGGAAGAAGCCAACGCGUCAACCAAGGCGAGAGCGACCAAGGAAAUCGCCGACUCGGCCCAGCGGGACCUCGAUGAAGCGCUUCCGGCGCUCGACGCGGCCGUGGCGUGCCUCAAUAAACUUAAAAAGUCCGACAUCGACGAAGUCAAGUCCCUCAAGACCCCUCCGAGUGGCGUCAAGCUCACGAUGGAAGUUGUGUGCAUCCUCUUCCAGCACAAACCCACGAUGAAGGCUGACCCGGACAAGCCCGGCAAGAAGAUCUCUGACUACUGGGACGUGGCGCAAAAGGUGGUGCUCGCGAACGCCAACAAGUUUCUCGAGUCGCUGUUUGCGUUUGACAAGGACAACAUCCCUGACGCGACCAUCGCCAAAGUGCAGCCGUACAUUGACGACCCCAACUUCACCCCGGAAAUGAUUGAAAAGUCGUCCAAAGCAUGCACGGCCAUCUGCAUGUGGGCGCGAGCCAUGUACACGUACCACUUUGUGGCCAAGUCGGUCGAGCCCAAGAAGAAAGCGCUGGCUGAAGCCCAGACAGAACUCGACGCGACCAUGGAGAUCCUCCGCGGCGCCCAAGCCGGCUUGAAGCAGGUCACGGACCGGUUGGCCGAGCUCGAACGCAGCUACAACGCGGCGAUCACCAAGAAAGAAGAGCUCGCGGCUAAAGUGAUUCAAUGCCAAGUACAGCUAGCCAAUGCCGACAAGCUCAUUGGCGGGCUGGGGGGCGAAGAAACGAGAUGGAAGGCCACGGUGGCGCAGCUGAACGAAGAUUACGUCAACCUCACCGGCGACGUCCUGGUCAGUGCGGGCACGAUCAGUUACCAAGGCGCGUUCACGGCCGAGUUUCGGGAUGCGCUCGUGACCAGUUGGCACACUGCGCUUCAAAAGUACCAUGUACCCCAUUCCAAAGGAUGUGACAUCGUUGUGACACUGCAAGACCCGGUAAAGCUCCGUACGUGGCAAAUUGCUGGCCUUCCCACCGACUCGGUGUCGACCCAGAACGGGAUCAUUAUCUCGCGCGCGCGGCGGUGGCCGCUCAUGAUUGACCCCCAAGGGCAAGCGAAUCGGUUUGUGAAAAACCUGGGCAAAGAAAAAAGCUUGUGCGAGAACGGCAUGGACGUGGUGAAGCAGUCGGACAAGAACUUUUUGCGCGCACUGGAAAAUGGCAUCCGAUUUGGCAAGUGGGUCGUGCUAGAGAACGUAACAGAGGAGCUUGACGCGGCGUUGGAGCCCGUGCUAUUGCAGCAAAAGUUCAAGCAAGGCGGCCAAGAUGUGAUUCGUCUGGGGGAAAACAUCAUUCCGUACAACGACUGCUUUCGGUUUUACAUGACAACGAAACUCGCCAACCCGCACUACCCCCCCGAAGUGUGCGUAAAAGUGAGCUUGCUCAACUUUACCAUCACAAUGAAAGGGCUCGAAGAACAACUGCUCAACGUCGUCGUGCAAAAAGAGAUGCCCGAGCUCGCCGAAAAGAAAAACGAGCUCGUGCUAUCGAACGCCGAGUCCAAGAAGCAACUGUACGACAUUGAAAACCAAAUCUUGUACCUGCUGUCCCAUUCCCAGGGCAACAUCUUGGACGACACAAACCUCAUUGAAACGCUCGCGUCGUCGAAGCAAACGUCGGCGAUUGUCGUGGAAAAAAUGAAGGAGGCGGAGGAAACGGAAAAGGAAAUCGAUGCCCGGAGCAACGGGUACCGCCCCGUGGCGUACCGCGCGGCGCUCUUGUUCUUUUGCAUCGCCGACCUGUCUCGCGUCGACCCCAUGUACCAGUACUCGCUGCCGUGGUUCACCAACAUCUUCAUUCGCGCCAUCUUGGCGGCGAAACAGUCCAGCGUGUUGGAGCAGCGGCUGCAGUACCUGAACGACACGUUCACGUACUCGGUGUACAAGAACGUGUGUCGAUCGCUGUUUGAAAAGCACAAGUUGCUCUUUUCGUUCUUGCUCACCAUCAAGAUCUUGCAAGGAAGCGACCUCAUCAACGCGCUCGAGUGGCGGUUUCUACUCAGCGGCAUGGCCCCUGGAACCCCCGUAUCGCUGGACAACCCGGCGCCGCACUGGCUGGAGGGGUACGCGUGGACCGAACUGUGCCGGGUGUCGUCACUGCCGGCAUUCAUCGGGUUUGCCGAGUCGUUCGGCAAGGAGAAGGAAGCGUACCGGGCGAUGUUUGACAGCAGCGAGCCACACAUGGUCCAGCUUCCGGGGGGAUGGCACGACAUGCUUGACGGGUUCCAGCGGCUGUGCAUCCUGCGAAGCUUGCGACCAGACAAGAUGAUGCAAGGCAUCCAGAACUUGGUGAUUGAAAAGCUGGGGAAGGAGUUCAUCGAACCCCCGCCCUUUGAUUUGCAGGAGACGUUUGAAGACUCGACGCCCGUGUCGCCGCUUAUCUUUGUCUUGUCGCAAGGCAGCGACCCUGCCAAGGACCUGCUCACGUUUGCAAUCGCGACCAAGAUGGACACCAAGUUGAAAAGCAUUGCGUUGGGGCAGGGUCAAGGCACGUUGGCGGUCCGGCUAAUCGAGAACGCCGUGCUCAAGGGGGAGUGGGUGCUGCUGCAAAACUGCCACUUGGCGCUGUCGUGGAUGUCCGACUUGGAGCGGAUCUGCGAAGAGCUGGACCCGGCCAAGCUGCACGUGGACUUUCGGCUGUGGCUCACGAGCAUGCCCACGCCCGUGUUUCCGACGUCUGUGCUGCAGAACGGUGUGAAAAUGACCAAGGAAGCGCCCAAGGGACUGAGGGCGAACCUGAAGAACACGUACUUCAAACUGAACGACGACAGCCUGACCAAGACCAACAAGCCCGGUGUGUUCUGCAAACUGCUCUUUGGGCUGUGCUUUUACCACGCCAUCGUGUGCGAGCGCAAGCGCUUCGGGGCCCUCGGCUGGAACAUUCCGUACUCGUUCAACGAAACAGACCUUGACAUUAGUGUGGCGCAACUUGAAAUGUUUUUGGACACGUACGACAAAGUGCCGUUUGAAGUGCUGCAAGUGAUGACGUCGAUGAUCAACUAUGGCGGUCGCAUCACGGACGACAAGGACAUGCGCACGUCGGACGUGAUCCUCAUGACGUAUUUCAAAUCGGACAUUUUGACGGACGGGUACAAGUUUUCGUCGAGUGGGGUGUACAAUUCGAUUCCGUGCAACCCCAAGGCGCCGUACGCGUCGUACGUGGACUACAUCAACUCGCUGCCGAUCAACCCCGAGCCCGAAGUGUUUGGUAUGCACGACAACGCCAACAUCACGUGCGCACAAGCUGAAACGUACGACAUGUUUGACAUCAUCUUGAGCCUCCAGCCGCGCAUGAGCUCUGGGGCGGGCAAGUCGCGGGAGGACACGAUCGCAGACGCGGCAAAGACGAUUGAAACGAGCUUGCCGCCCAAUUUUGACCUGGACUUUGUGCAAGUCAAGUACCCCGUCAUGUACACGGAGAGCAUGAACACGGUGCUGGCCCAGGAAGUCGAACGGUUCAACAAACUGCUGGGGGUUAUGAAGGACACGCUCAAGCAAGUCCAGAAGGGCCUCAAGGGGCUGAUCGUGCUCUCAUCCGAGCUCGAAAGCAUGGGCAACAGCUUGUACGACCAAAAAGUGCCGACGCUUUGGGAAGGCAAGGCGUACCCGUCGCUCAAGCCGCUGACGCUGUGGGUGGCGGACCUGAUUGACCGGCUCACGUUCAUUUCCAACUGGAUCGACAAGGGCAUCCCGACCGUGUUUUGGAUCUCCGGGUUCUUCUUUCCGCAGGGGUUUAUGACUGGUAUCAUCCAGAACCACGCGCGCCGUCAGAAGUUGCCCAUCGACACGCUCAGCUUCCAGUUCAUCAUGAUGCAGCAGGACCUCCACGACGUCACGGACCGGCCGGCGGAAGGGUGCUACGUGUACGGGUUGUUCUUGGAAGGUGCGCGGUGGAACAAGGAGCUGGCGAGCCUCGACGACCCGUUCCCCAAGGAGUUGUUUGCGAAGAUGCCCCUGAUGCACCUGCACCCGCAGCAGAAGCGACAAGCCCCCACGGGGGGCAUCUACCGGUGCCCUGUGUACAAGAUCCUCACGCGAACGGGCACCCUGAGUACCACGGGCCACUCCACGAACUUUGUCAUGUGGAUUGAAAUCCCGUCCAUUCGACCGACCAUUUGGCGCAAUUCGCUCGUGUCCGAGACCAACGCGCAAGUGCUGUUUUGCGACCAAGAGUACUGGAUCAAGGCUGGCGUCGCGUGCUUUUGCAGUUUACGAUAUUAGCAAAGUAGGAAAUCAUAGCGAACUUUCAUCUAGUGUAUAUGUACCGGUAGUGCUCGAAAAGGGGAUUUCAGUGCAGGAAUAAUAGGAUUGAAUGUCUAGGAACGAUGUACAGUUCAUGUACCUAGCCA